UUGAUCAGUAACUCUCUCCAGUCCCUGCCGCCAUAACCUUCUUUAUACUCCUUCGCCAACCUAAACCAUGUCCGUUUCUAUACCCUCUCUACCCCAUGCGCACGCUAGACCUUCCUUGCUUCCCAUGUCUAUCCUGCGCCGCCUCCCCCUCCCCCUCCACCCCUUAACCCUACGCCACCACCUCCCCCGCCGACGAUUCGCCACUCUCGCUGCAGUUCGCCAAGACACCAGCGUCUGGACUCCAACCCCAAUCUCAUCAGUCGAGCCCGCCGCCGAAUCCCUCUUCCACGUUAGCAUCGACGUGUCGGACUCUCCGGACCUAGCGUCCUCACAUACUCUGCCUGGACAGUACCUGCAGCUGCGGCUGCCGGACGUGGAGAAACCGUCGUUCCUGGCCAUAGCAUCUCCGCCGUCACUGGCGGCAGCUGGUGGAGUGUUCGAGUUUUUGGUGAAGAGCGUUGCAGGAUCGACGGCGGAGCUUUUGUGCGGGUUGAAGAAAGGGGAUGUGGUGGAGCUUAGUCAAGUGAUAGGAAAUGGCUUCAAUGUUGAUAAGAUCGAUCCGCCUGAGGAUUAUCCGACGGUUUUGAUUUUCGCGACUGGGUCGGGAAUCAGUCCAAUUCGAUCUCUCAUUGAGUCAGGAUUUGGUGCUUAUAAGAGAUCUGAUGUGAGGCUUUAUUAUGGGGCUAGAAACCUUAGGAGAAUGGCUUACCAGGAUAGGUUCAAAGAUUGGGAAUCUUCUGGUGUUAAGGUUGUGCCGGUACUAUCACAGCCUGAUAAUAGUUGGACUGGCGAAAGUGGCUAUGUACAGGCUGCCUUUGCUAGGGCCAAGCAAAUUCGUAGCCCUAAGGGCACUGGUGCAGUGCUUUGUGGACAAAGACAAAUGACCGAGGAAGUUACUUCAAUACUUGUAGCGGAUGGAGUUUCGAGUGAGAAGAUUCUAAAGAACUUUUGAUGAAAUUCAAACGGGAUUCAUGGUGUUGUAUCAUUGUUGAGGGACAUCUGAUGAUUAUUCUUUUCCUAUUAUUGCUAAAAACGAAGCAUGCUUGGCUAAUAAGGUCAAUUUUGGGAAUUCGUCCAGGUGUGCUGGCGUAGCACAGUUCAAAUUGUAUGCUGGCGUUUGUAACCUGAUAUGCUGACCUAGCAAUGCCGAAAGAGGCUAGCAGCCACUAACAUUACUUUGAUUUCUUUUUUCUUUCUUCUUUUUCUUGGAAAAGAUGACUCAAAUGGUGGGAAAAAUAAUAGACCACCAAUAUUGUUGACUUUUAACACUGUUUGGCUAGAGAAGGAAAAAGGUAGACAGAAACAUUUCUUUUGUUUGGUUGAAAGAAAAAAUAGAGAGCAAGUGUAAAAAGUUUUUAAUACCCUUUA
Molecule: messenger RNA, 1368 nt
Organism: Theobroma cacao (cacao)
Lineage: Eukaryota; Viridiplantae; Streptophyta; Magnoliopsida; Malvales; Malvaceae
Product: FAD/NAD(P)-binding oxidoreductase
Molecular function (GO): oxidoreductase activity
Source: RefSeq, a predicted model, not a curated record